Capronia epimyces CBS 606.96 is the source of this 3363-nucleotide messenger RNA. RefSeq names its product tRNA threonylcarbamoyladenosine biosynthesis protein. The record is from RefSeq and is a predicted model, not a curated record. The transcript has 2 exons. Lineage: Eukaryota; Fungi; Ascomycota; Eurotiomycetes; Chaetothyriales; Herpotrichiellaceae. The coding region runs from base 1 to 3363 and encodes 1120 amino acids. Gene Ontology annotation, molecular function: ribosomal large subunit binding; tRNA binding. Gene Ontology annotation, biological process: ribosome-associated ubiquitin-dependent protein catabolic process; rescue of stalled cytosolic ribosome. Gene Ontology annotation, cellular component: RQC complex.
AUGAAGCAGCGUUUCUCUUCCCUUGAUGUAAAGGUUAUUGCGGCUGAAUUGGCCACAUGUCUUCCUACAUUGCGUGUUUCGAACAUCUACGAUCUUUCCAGUCGAAUAUUCCUGGUCAAAUUUGCCAAACCCGGCCGACGGGAGCAGCUCCUUGUUGACUCUGGAUUCCGAUGUCACUUGACCUCUUUCUCGCGAACCGCGGCAAGCGCACCCUCGGCCUUCGUCAGUCGGCUGCGGAAGUACCUCAAGAGCAGGCGGGUGACAAAUGUACGCCAAGUUGGCACAGAUAGAGUCAUCGAAAUAACGUUCAGUGAUGGACAAUACCGGCUGUUUCUGGAGUUUUUUGCAGCCGGAAACAUAAUUGUAACAGACGCGGACUUGAAUGUCCUUGCUCUGCUGCGGCAGGUGAGCGAGGGGGAUGAGCAGGUUGAUGUCAAGCUGGGUGGGAAAUAUAUCCUUGAGGCGAAACAGAACUUCCACGGAAUUCCUCCCAUCACAAUUGACCGUGUAAAAGAGACUCUCGAAAAGGCUACACAGAGAACAAAAGCAGCAAAUGAGAUUGGAGGCAAAAAGGCGAAACGAGCAAAAGGAGGAGAUGAUCUGAGAAAGGCACUGAGCGCGGGCUUCCCAGAGUUUCCUGCUCAUCUGUUGGAGCACGUUUUUCGAGAGACAGGUGUGGACGGAAGCGCGAAGGCAGAGGAUAUUCUAGCGGUCACCCAACAAAUUGAAUUGGUUAUGAAGGCUCUGGAUCGUGCGCAGAGCAUCUUUAAGACCUUGGGAACUGGACAGUCCAAAGGGUUUAUUAUUGCGAAGACGAAGACUCCCCCUGACGACCAACCCUCAGACGCCCGAAAUCCCGAUCGAGACACCCUGCUUUAUGACGACUUUCAUCCCUUCAAGCCGUGCCAAUUUCAAGACAAACCUGGCAUUCACAUUUUAGAGUUUGACGGGUUCAACCGUACGGUCGACGAGUUCUACUCUUCAAUAGAAUCCCAAAAGCUAGAAUCUCGACUUACCGAACGAGAGCAGGCUGCAAAAAAGAAGCUGGAGAACGCAAAAGACGAGCACGGUAAAAGAAUAGGCGCACUUAAGCAAGUCCAAGAGCUCCACGUUCGAAAAGCUCAAGCUGUCGAAGCCAAUGUUCACCGCGUCGAGGAGGCAUGUGCUGCCGUCAACGGAUUGAUCGGACAAGGCAUGGACUGGGUCGACAUCGGAAAGCUGAUCGAGAAUGAACAGAAGCGGGGGAAUGUUGUGGCACAAAUGAUCAAGCUUCCGUUGAAACUGGAAGAAAACACCGUCACCCUGUUGCUCAAUGAGCCUGGAUUCGACGAGGAAGACGAAGAGGAUGAGGAUUACAAGUCAGACGAAGAAGAAGAUUCAGACGAAGACUCCCGCAAGCCCACCGCUAAACCGGUUGCAGAUAAACGACUGCCAAUUGAUAUCGACCUCGGGCUAUCACCAUGGGCAAAUGCUAGACAGUACUAUGAGCAAAAGAAGACUGCUGCGGUUAAGGAAUGGAAGACGAAGGAAGCAUCUACAAUGGCACUUCGAUCAGCCGAGAAGAAGAUAGAAGCAGAUCUGAAGAAGGGUCUCAAGCAGGAAAAAGCAGCUCUCAGGCCGGCAAGGAGGCAGUUCUGGUUUGAAAAGUUUCUGUACUUCAUCUCCAGUGACGGCUAUCUUGUGAUUGGAGGGAAGGACGCACAGCAGAACGAGCUGCUAUACAGACGGCACCUGAAGAAGGGUGACGUCUAUGUCCACGCUGAUCUCCAAGGCGCAUCGAGUGUGGUUGUGAAGAACAACCCGCGAAGCCCCGAUGCACCCAUCCCCCCAUCGACUUUGUCGCAGGCAGGUGCUCUCACUGUCUGCACAAGUAGCGCCUGGGAUUCCAAGGCCUUGAUGGGUGCAUGGUGGGUAAAUGCCGAACAGGUGAGCAAGACCGCGCCGACAGGAGAGUAUCUUACAACUGGUGGCUUCAUUAUCAGAGGUCACAAAAACCUGCUGCCUCCAAGUCAGCUUCUGUUAGGCUUCGGAGUCUUAUGGCUGAUCAGCGAAGAGAGCAGAGCUAACCAUGGGAAACACCGUCUUGGAAGGACUGAGAGCAUUAUCUCAGGAGAAGAGGACGCGCUGGCAAACGAUGCAAGAGGCCUAAGCAUAGAUGAGCAAGAAGCUGCAGAUGGGCAUGGAAAUGCAGUCCCCGACGUUGAAUCUGCCGCCGACUACGCUGAGGAGGAAGAGAAAGACGACAAUCGAGGGGCAAAUACAGAGGACGACCCUCAAGGUCAGGGGGCAGAAGUUGGCGGUGACAGCGACGAUGACGACAACGAUUCAGUUGCGUAUUCUGAAGCCGACAAUAGUCGCUCGAACCCUCUACAGCUCGACAGUGUCGGUCUUCAACAAGAUACAAAUGAGGCAGGAGACCAAAGGCCUGAGGUUGGUCUCGAUACGGACUCUGAGGGCAGGUCAGAGGAUGGCGAUAUUGAAGAUGGCUUCAACAGCGGGGACCCCGGCCGCGAGACAUCCACAGGACCAUCCCCCUCGGCAUCUUCACAACCGCAGUCCCAAUCCAAGCCCAAACCGCCACAGCUCACGCGUGGCAAGAGAACGAAGGCUAAGCGAGCCCAGAAAAAGUACGCGGAUCAAGAUGAAGAGGACCGUGCUCUUGCCAUGCUACUGCUCGGGUCUAAUCGCGGCCAAGAACGAAAACAGGCAGUAGAAGCCGAAAGGGCAGCGCGUGAAGCCAAGGCGGAAGCCGACCGAGAGCGACGCAAAGCGCAGCACGCCAAAGCCGCGGAAAAGGAACGUCAGCGGCGCGAGAGACUUGAAAAUGCGGCGCAGACUGGAGGUACAGCAGACGGGACCGGCAUUGCCGAGCUUGACGAAGAUGACGAGCUGAGUCGGGAGCAACUGGAACAAGAACGCCGUGACCUGCUGGACAUUGACCGGCUGGUGGCCAUGCCGGAACCGGGAGACGAGCUUCUGGCUGCGAUACCAGUAUGCGCACCCUGGACGGCACUCUCACGGCAGAAAUACAAGAUCAAGUUACAGCCGGGCAACGCCAAGAAGGGCAAGGCCGUCAAAGAGAUCCUAGGCUUCUGGACAUCUUUGGGUACCAAGGGCCCUAAGGUGGUGGACGAGUCAAACCGUGAUAAGGAGCGCGUGUGGAGGCGCGAGGUCGACCUGCUCAAGGAGUGGCGUGUCGAAGAGGUUGUCAGCCUUGUCCCCGUCAAAGGGUGCCGGAUUGUGCAGGGGGGCGGCAUGACGGGCUCACUGGGCGGCGGCGGCGGAAGCGGUGCCGGCAAGGGCAAGGCCGGUGCCGGCGGGAAAGGCAAGUCGAAAGGCAGUUCUGGCAGGAAGGGGAGAUAG